Scheffersomyces amazonensis is the source of this 1056-nucleotide messenger RNA. RefSeq names its product Ist1p (gene IST1). The transcript has a single exon. The record is from RefSeq and is a predicted model, not a curated record. The coding region runs from base 135 to 962 and encodes 275 amino acids. Gene Ontology annotation, biological process: protein transport. NCBI's taxonomy places the organism in Eukaryota, Fungi, Ascomycota, Pichiomycetes, Serinales, Debaryomycetaceae.
GGUGGUAGUAAUUUUAUUAGUGUUCGUCACGUGCCGAAUACCCACUAAACUAUUUUUCGUACUCAUUGGGGUAAUUAGAUAAAGACUAUCCCCCAUACAAUUGUCAUACUAAUAAGUAAAAUUAUAGUAAAACAAUGUCGUCUAAAACUCCACCACCACAAGUCAAUCCCACCCGAUUAAAGACAGCCAUUAAAAUGGCCAUUAGUAAACUGAAAUUCUUACAAGAAAAGAAAACUGCCUUAGUUAAACAACAACGUAGACAAUUAGCAGAUUUAUUAAAUCAAGGUAAAGAAUCUAGUGCAACUAUUAGAGUAGAGAAUAUUAUUCGAGAUGAUAUUUAUAUUGAACUCUUAGAAUUUAUAGAACUUUAUUGUGAAUUAUUAUUAGCUAGAAUAUCAAUUAUUUUAGAUAUUAAUCGUACAAGUUGUGAUUCAGGAUUAAUUGAAGCAGUACAAUCAGUUAUUUAUGCUGCUCCUCAUACAGAAUUAAAAGAAUUAACAACAAUUAGAGAUAGUUUAAUUCAUAAAUAUGGUAUAGAAUUCGGUAAGGCAGCCAUUGAUAAUACAGAUAAUCAUGUACCUGAAAAAAUUGUUAAACGAUGUCAAAUAGAUCCACCUUCACAAGAAUUAGUAACAUUAUAUUUAUGUGAAAUUGCUAGAGCAUAUGAUGCUCCAUAUUCAAAAUUAAAAGAGUAUGAAGCAUCACAAGAGGAAGAUGAAGAUGAAAAUGAAGAAAAAGAAAAAGAAAAAGAUAUUAAUGAAAAGGGUGAUAAUAAUAAUAAUAAUAAUAAUAACAAUAAUGAUAAUGACGAUGAUGAUGAUAGUCCUAGUGGAGGACAAAAGGAACUCGCAGAACCGAUUGCAGAGCAACAACUGACCAAACCAGUUUCAAAAGCUAAAGCUGCUCAAGAUGAGUUUGAUGCAUUAAAGGCAAGAUUUGCCGCAUUAAAAUCUGGUAAAUAACCAAUCAUUAAUUAUAAAUCCUUUAAUUAUAUCAUCUCUUCCUUUAUAGAUUAUUAACUAUUUGUUCAAUAUAUGAAAAAUGUACCUUAGCUUA